This is a messenger RNA of Eutrema salsugineum, 1003 nucleotides long. RefSeq names its product 2-phytyl-1,4-beta-naphthoquinone methyltransferase, chloroplastic. Gene Ontology annotation, biological process: phylloquinone biosynthetic process. The transcript has 9 exons. The record is from RefSeq and is a predicted model, not a curated record. NCBI's taxonomy places the organism in Eukaryota, Viridiplantae, Streptophyta, Magnoliopsida, Brassicales, Brassicaceae. Gene Ontology annotation, molecular function: 2-phytyl-1,4-naphthoquinone methyltransferase activity. The coding region runs from base 35 to 952 and encodes 305 amino acids.
AAAGCAAACAUGAUCGUUAAUCAGCGGUCGAAAAAUGGCGGCUCUACUUGGUAUCGUCUUCCCGGUGGCCAUCACCGGCACCGGCCAACUCCCGGUGAAUUCCCGAUGUCGACCGAGAACGGUGGUUCGGAGCUCGAACUCGAACGACCGCCAGACUCUCUUCAACCGCAUUGCUCCUGUUUACGAUAACUUGAAUGAUCUCUUAAGCUUAGGCCAGCACCGGAUUUGGAAAAACAUGGCUGUUUCCUGGAGUGGAGCUAAAACAGGAGAUUACGUGCUGGAUUUGUGUUGUGGUAGUGGAGAUUUAGCCUUUCUUUUGUCUGAGAGAGUUGGUUCAAUUGGCAAGGUGAUGGGUCUGGAUUUCUCCUGUGAACAACUAGCUGUUGCAUCAUCUAGACAGAAUCUUCGAGCUCGGUCUUGUUACAAGUGUAUAGAGUGGAUUGAAGGUGAUGCUACUGAUUUGCCAUUUGAUGACUGUAAAUUCGAUGCUAUUACGAUGGGUUAUGGUCUUCGUAACGUUGUUGAUAGACAUAGAGCCAUGAGGGAGAUGUAUCGGGUUCUGAAACCAGGUUCAAGAGUAUCUAUACUCGAUUUCAAUAAGAGCAACCAAUCCGUUACUGCGUUUAUGCAGGAUUGGAUGAUUGAUAAUGUAGUUGUCCCGGUGGCUACUGUUUAUGGUCUUGCAAAGGAGUAUGAAUAUCUCAAGUAUUCAAUCAAUGGUUACCUAACAGGGGAAGAGCUAGAGACUCUUGCUCUAGAAGCUGGGUUCUCAAGUGCCCGGCAUUAUGAGAUUAGCGGUGGUUUCAUGGGGAAUUUGGUCGCUGUGAGGAUGAUGCAUAAAUGUAGAGGAGCUCUUAUCUAUCCUUCUUUCGGUGUAUUAAGACUUAGAGAGCCAAUAUUAUAUUAUGCCACACCACUGCACAUAUCUUCAUAUGGUAAUAUGCUGAUAUAAUACUGCAUAUGUAACUGAAAUUCAACUCAGUUUCACAGAAAAUUUCUAUAA